CAAUCUGGCAACCCUGAUCCUCUGAGUUCACACGGAGCAACCUCUGUACAUGCUUUUAACUUUCUGAGCACAUAUUUCAGCACAAAGGACGAUGGUUCACGCUAAGUUUUGGACACUUCGCCAGCACUUUGUGGGCUUUCCCAAGGACAGUGACUUUGAACUGAAAGAAGAGAAUCUUCGAGAACCACAAGAUGGAGAGGUACUGCUGGAGGCUGUUUUCUUAAGUGUGGAUCCAUAUAUGAGGCCAUACAGUCGUAAUCUCAUGAAGGAAGGAGAUACAAUGAUUGGAACCCAAGUGUCCAAGGUGGUCCAGAGCAAAAAUCCUAACUAUCCUGUGGGCACUUACGUGGUUGCAAACUGUGGCUGGAGGACACACUCUCUGUCUGAUGGCUCUGACCUCAGGGUGAUUCACUCUGAUUGGCCAAAGGUGCUGCCACUGUCUUUGGCUCUUGGGGCCAUCGGCAUGCCAGGACUGACUGCUCUCUAUGGUCUCGAAGAGGUCUGUGAGAUUAAGGCAGGAGAAACCCUUCUGGUUAAUGCUGCAGCUGGAGCGGUGGGCUCUGUGGUUGGACAAAUCGCCAAAAUCAAGGGUUGCACAGUAGUGGGCUGUGCAGGUUCAGAUGAGAAGGUUUCCUAUCUCAAGGAGCUCGGCUUUGACUAUGCCUUCAACUACAAGACCAUCAGCUCACUGAAGGACACGCUGCUAGAGGCAGCACCACAAGGAUACGACUGCUACUUUGAGAAUGUAGGUGGAGAGUUCAGCAGUGCUGUGAUGCCACAGAUGAAGCUGUUUGGCAGGAUCGCUGUCUGUGGAAGCAUCGCCACUUACAACGAUACCGAAUUACAAUCAGGGCCAUAUGUUCAAACUCAUAUGAUAUUUAAGCAGCUGCGCAUGGAAGGAUUUCUGGUUUAUCGAUGGAAGCACAAAGACCAUGAAUCAAUCAAGAGACUCUUGGACUGGGUAAAAGAGGGAAAGCUCCAGUGCAGGGAACAUGUCACUGAAGGCUUUGACAACAUGCCUGCUGCAUUCAUGGCUAUGCUAAAGGGAGCCAACACUGGCAAAGCUAUAGUAAAAAUCUGAAUACAAUAUGAGCCAACUAAACAGCCAAUAAUGCUAACUCAGAAAUCCUCUGAAUGCUAACUCAGAUUGCUAACUCAUAAUCACUUUUUAAAAACUCCCCAAAGCACCAAAACCAUGGUGAAGAGAAAAGCAUCUCAGAAUGCACAACAUGCCAAAAUUUGAGAUGGAUGGGCUACAACAGCAGAAGAGCACAUCGAGUUUCCCUCCAGUCAGCCAAGAACAGGAAUCUGAGGCUAGAGUGGCCACAAGCUCACCCAAACUCGACAGAUGAAAAUUGGAAAAACAUUGUUGCCAAACUGUCCAGUCUGGCACCAGUAACCAUACCACGGUCAUAGUCCCUGAGAUCACAUUUUCCUCAUUCUGAUGUUUGAUGUGAACAUUAACUGAAGAUUUUGAUCUGCUGCCACGAUUACCAUGUUAUGAUAAUUAUUGCAUGAAUGGUUUUACCAAGUUGUAAGGCAAACAGUGUGAUAUGUUAUGUUGCUGCUUUAACAAUAAUCUAAUAAAUUGUUUCAUAAUGUA
Ictalurus punctatus (channel catfish) is the source of this 1603-nucleotide messenger RNA. Its product is annotated as prostaglandin reductase 1. Gene Ontology annotation, molecular function: 2-alkenal reductase [NAD(P)H] activity; 15-oxoprostaglandin 13-reductase [NAD(P)+] activity. NCBI's taxonomy places the organism in Eukaryota, Metazoa, Chordata, Actinopteri, Siluriformes, Ictaluridae. The transcript has 10 exons. The coding region runs from base 92 to 1081 and encodes 329 amino acids. Gene Ontology annotation, biological process: prostaglandin metabolic process. The record is from RefSeq and is a predicted model, not a curated record. Gene Ontology annotation, cellular component: cytoplasm.